CUGAUAACGAACCGAUACAGUCUUCGUCGUAGUACAUACUUAGUCGGUUGCGUUGCCUUGUCGACGCGCUCACCUCACUUCCGCGUAUAGGAUACCUAGUCUCCAUUUGCAUCUUGCAGGACAGUACUCUGCCGUCUUCAUUUGUUUUAACAUACCCUAAUCUCGCAGUAGUCUGCCGUACUCAUUUGUUUUGACGUAGUCUAAUCUCGCGAAGCGGUAGUCUGCCGGCUUCAUUUGUUUUUGCAUCAGCGAAACUCGGAAGUUGCUGUAUCUGUGUGGGUUGUGAUCAGUGUUACUUGUAAGACCUUCUUGACUGUACUAUAAGGUGCUGGUGAGAAGAAGCUUGUGUUUGAAAUGACUGAAGACAAGAAGCCGCUACUGCUUUUCAAAGAUGGCAAGGUAUCGUACGGAACAGAGAGCCCGGCGAAGGGGCGGCGGGUUAUAUUCUGUGUGCACGGCAACCCCUCCACGGGAUGCUGCGCUGUCAUCGAGACCAACCCCGGGGACGACGAUGGAGACCAGCCCAACGGCAGCAUCACAGAAGUCGAGAGACAUUGCCACAGAUCGCGGAAUGAAGAAAUAGACAAACGCGCCCGAAGAAAACUCAUUAUAGCUAGUAUUUUGUGCGUCAUAUUCAUGAUAGGAGAAAUUGUCGGUGGUUACAUAUCAAACAGUUUGGCGAUAGCGACGGACGCGGCUCACCUACUCACAGAUUUCGCCAGUUUCAUGAUAUCGCUGUUCUCGCUGUGGGUGGCCAGCAGGCCGGCUACCAGGCGGAUGCCGUUCGGAUGGUAUCGAGCGGAGGUUAUCGGGGCGCUGACGUCAGUGUUAUUGAUCUGGGUGGUGACCGGGAUCCUGGUCUACAUGGCGGUGCAGCGAGUCAUAUACAAGGCUUUCGAGAUAGAUGCCACUGUCAUGCUGAUCACUUCGGCCGUCGGUGUCGCCGUUAACCUAGUUAUGGGUUUGACUCUGCACCAACACGGACACUCUCACGGGGGCGGUGGUCACGGACAUUCUCACGGGCCUUCUAACCCCGUCCUCAACAACCAGAAGGAACGCGGCGAUUCCGACGCAGAAAGCUCGGAGUCCCACCAACAUUCUCACCAAGAGAACAUCAACGUACGCGCCGCAUUCAUACAUGUUCUCGGUGAUUUCUUACAAAGCUUCGGCGUUUUGAUCGCUGCCAUCGUUAUCUACUAUAAGCCGGAAUGGAACCUGGUAGACCCGAUCUGCACUUUCCUGUUCUCCGUACUGGUGCUGAUCACCACCUUCAACAUCAUCAAGGAUACCCUUCUAGUCCUCAUGGAGGGAUCACCCAGAGGCGUCGACUUCCAGGACGUGGCGAAUACAUUCUUAUCGUUGCCGGGAGUGCUGAGAAUCCACAAUCUAAGAAUGUGGGCAUUGUCGUUAGACAAAACCGCACUAUCAGCUCAUCUGGCUAUACGGUCCGGCGUUAGUCCCCAGAAGGUUCUAGAAGAAGCCACGCGAUUGGUUCACGAGAAAUACAAUUUCUUCGAGAUGACGCUGCAGAUUGAAGAGUUCAGCGACGGUAUGGAGGCGUGCAGCCAGUGCAAAAUGCCGCAAUCGUGAUUGUUCCGUUCAUAAACGAUUAGGGUUCGAUUCCCGACCGCUGAUAAUGGAGCUGACAACCGAAUUUGGAAUUUAAAUUGUCUGCCUUAAGAGGCUGUAUUAGAAAGUGUUUUUUUUGGGUUGUAUCUGUCUUUAUGAUAAAUGUUUACGUAAGGGAAUAAAAUUCUAAAAACUUGCGCAGUAGACGUUUAAGUAUUUAAAACUGCUCCUGCGCAGGUUUUUUUUUGUCUACGGUCGAUGCUUAAGAAGUUUGCGGCGAUCAAACGACCAAUAAAAUUUUCACUUUAAAUGAAAUUUAUUCGUUGUGCAAUAGGGGUGAUGACGGGGUAUAGUAAACGAAAUUCUAUUUAGUCUGUCAGUUAGAUGAUCAAAAAAUAAUGGACACGUAUUUUUUCUUUGGGCAAUCAACCAACAAAUGACAAAGUUAUAGCGCGUCAAAGUUUGGGAGUAGGGACUCGUGACGUAACUUUUUAGUGAAUUUUCACUUAAAAGUGUACUCAAACGUGACGUCAUGCGACUUUUCAAAUCACUAUAUCUCUGCAAUGUUCAUAUUAUGUGAAAAAAGAAAAAAUAAGUGUCCAAUACUUUUUGAUAAUCUACCUGAUAAACGAAGAAAAAAAAAUAGUCAUCAACCCUAUUCUGUCUUCAUAAUGAAAUGAUUGUGUUAUAAUAUGAAUAUAACUUUUUGAUAUUUCAAGGUGUCGGCUAGGCCCCCCUUUUUUGUGCCCAAAAUCGGCUCUAAUAGCAUUUUUAAAUCGCUUCAGCAUCUCGCAGUGUCUUAUUUAAAGCUUAAUUGUAAUCCAAUGUAACAGUAUUAAAGAAUGAGCGAGCGAUCUUUGAAGUAAAAAAAAAUAUGUCUUUCACAGAAUAUUUACUUGUAAUAACAAUUGGGUAUAAAAAAUGUGGAGCACUUGAGGAGCUCGAUGGCGCAAGUGGUUAGCGCGUUCCGCUGCGAUCGUUGAAUUUAAGCAACUUUCGCAGUGGUCGGUCAUUGGAUGGGUGACCGAAAAUUUACUAUCUCGAGGUCCUCCGUGCUUCGGAAGGCACGUUAAGCCGUUGGUCCCGGAAGCAUCUGCAAUCGUUAGCACCCACCAAUCCACACUGGGCCCGCGUGGUGGAUCAUGGCCCAAUCUCCCUAUUCCAUCCAUAGGGAAGGCCUGUGCCCCAGCAGUGGGGACAUUAAUAGGCUGAUGAUGAUGAUGAUAUAAAAUGUAUAACUUACUAUAUGAAGGCAUAGUAAUAACUUAGCAAGUUGUAAAUUAAGUUGGUCAGUUAAAUUAUUUUCAAAUUCAGUAUCGAUUCAUAUGUCAGUAUUUUUUAAACUGUAUUAAUCUGUAUUCAUAUGACUUCAGUUAAAUAGCUCUUAGUGCCGUGUCUUAAGGUUGAUUUU
Chilo suppressalis (striped riceborer) is the source of this 2980-nucleotide messenger RNA. The record is from the annotation of a GenBank genome assembly. Lineage: Eukaryota; Metazoa; Arthropoda; Insecta; Lepidoptera; Crambidae.